Messenger RNA from Pseudovirgaria hyperparasitica, 729 nucleotides. Its product is annotated as extracellular metalloprotease. The coding region runs from base 1 to 729 and encodes 242 amino acids. NCBI's taxonomy places the organism in Eukaryota, Fungi, Ascomycota, Dothideomycetes, Acrospermales, Acrospermaceae. The transcript is spliced from 3 exons. Gene Ontology annotation, molecular function: metallopeptidase activity. The record is from RefSeq and is a predicted model, not a curated record.
AUGCGCUCGGCUGAGCUGGCGGGUAACUUCACGUCAGCUGCGGAUCGAGCAGAUAUAAACAUCCCUGUCUACGUUCAUAUUGUCUCUUCUGGGGAAUCUGUUAAGGAUGGUAAUAUCGCGGACGAUGUCGUUACCAAGCAGAUCGAAGUCAUCAACGAGAAUUAUGGUGUCCACAAUAUUACUUUUACCCUUAAGAAUGUAUCUCGCACUGUCAAUGAGGAAUGGGCGACUCAGGACACCAACGGGCCAAUGCAAGAAGCACUCCACCAAGGUGAUUAUGCUACUCUAAACCUCUACAUCGUAUCAGACCGACGAUAUCUAGGAAUCUGCCAGUUCCCGGAAGAACCUACUGAAGAUGUCAUCGCCCAUGAUGGCUGUGUCAUUGUCGCGAGUUCUGUUCCUGGCGGUGUGGCGCCCUUUGAUCAAGGGAAGACAGCGACCCACGAGAUCGGACACUGGUUCGGGCUCUUCCAUACCUUCCAAGAUCAGAGCUGCUCAUCUGGUGGCGAUGGGAUCUCUGACACUCCUCAGCAGCUGGGACCGACAUCCGGGUGUCCAACAAAUGCCGAUUCAUGUCCAGACCAGCCAGGCCUAGACGCUGUAAAUAACUAUAUGGACUAUUCCGAUGAUUCAUGCUAUGAGGAGUUCACACCUGAGCAAGAGCAGAGAAUGUAUAACAUGUAUCAGCAGUAUCGAGCACCGGCUGCCGCAGAACAAAUCAGUAGUUAA